Messenger RNA from Magallana angulata, 4463 nucleotides. RefSeq lists its product as uncharacterized. The transcript is spliced from 6 exons. The record is from RefSeq and is a predicted model, not a curated record. NCBI's taxonomy places the organism in Eukaryota, Metazoa, Mollusca, Bivalvia, Ostreida, Ostreidae. The coding region runs from base 77 to 925 and encodes 282 amino acids.
UUUAAAGUACACUAUCGUGGUUAUUUCCCAUUUUUCACUUUAAACUUCAUUUUGUUAAGUUCGAGUUUGUAAGGAAAUGGAAGACACCGCCGAGAACUCUUCGCAAUUGCCGGCAUACACGGCUCUGAAAUGGGGGGAUUUUGUAGCUAAUCCUCAUUUAUUGUACAACUUGUGUCCAGGGCCUUCGAAUCACAGAGAGGACAAUUGGAUAAACCUAUCGUAUUCAAGGGAUUAUUUUUUGGAGUUUAAAGUGAACAAUAUAGAGGAACUAGAGCGCCUCAGGGAUGAAAUGUUGACAAAGCCCAUCUUGUUCCAUGUGAAACUGGAGCACCAUAAGACUGAGCACUACCUAGUGGUGAGAGUCCACAAGACUUGGAAAGCUGAAUAUGCAGUCCUUGUGAACACCAGGCAUCCAAAGAUCCGAGAAGUACUGACCCACAAGUUGUUGCAGAUCACUCAGCACAUGCAAGAGGGCAAAAAGUUCUGUCUGCAGCUAGACUUCGGUCCGUCAAUGCGGCAGUGGUUCAGCGGGGCCGUGGAUAAGGAACCCGAUCUUUGUUACGAUAGGCGGACCAGCGACUCGGAAGACAUGAAAAUCGCGAUUCACAACUACUCGGCCCCUUGGGACUGCUGCAUGAACCCACUGUAUAUUGUGGGUUGCUUCCCUCUCUGGCUUCUUUUCGGGGGAUCAUGCUAUUGUAUUCACAGAACUAGGAAAUGUAUCGACGAUUCCCACGAAUUUCGGAAUCUACCUGUUGUCCUUAUUACAGGGGUGAGUUUAAGGGUUACCGUGCGGCAAAACAUGCCACCACCGAGACCCCCACAGUACUCCAACCCCCAGGAACCACCAAGCUACCAACCUAGGGAAGGGCCAGGGGACUAUGACCCCACUCCGCCCCCACCUUACCCUGGCAACAAUUGUUAGACGACUGUAAAACAAGAAGAACAGGGUUUUGUGUGGUGGCGUUUUAUACAUAUAUUUGAUAUGAUUUGUUAGAUGUUUGUUCAAUAAGAGAGUCAGGCUUGUUUAGGAUGAUGUUGACCAAGGGCAGAUCUGAUGGUUAAUUUGUUGACUGUUCAGCUUCCUUAAUUAAAAUGAAAUUAACUAGGACUUUCAUUUAGAAUUUCGGCAACUAAACACAUUUUUAUACCCCCCGCAAAAAAAGUUUGGGGUGGUAUAUAGGAAUCACCUUGUCCGUCCGUCCGUCCGUCCGUCCGUCUGUCUGUAUGUUCGUCCGUCCGUCUGUCUGUGCAACCGUGUCCGGUCCAUAUCUUUUUUAUGGAGAAACAUUGGAAGUUCUUACUUCACACAAAGAUUUCUUAUGACCUAAGGGUGUGUCAUCACCUUGACCCAAGGUCAUUCGGGCAGGGUCAAGGUCACUGGCAGAAAAAAUGCAAAAUAAUAGUCCGGUCCAUAUCUUUCUUAUGGAGAAACAUUGGAAGUUCUUACUUCACACAAAGAUUGCUUAUGACCUAAGAAUGUGUCAUGACCUUAACCCAAGGUGUAUUGAGGAAGUUCAAGGUCAUUGUUUCAAAAAUACUAAAUUCUUUCUGUUUCAUGUCUUGUUUUAAUGGAAAUAUUAGAAGCUAAAAUUUGACACAAAGUUUUCUCAUCUCAGGCCACAUAAAAUUAUUUUUAGAUUCUCAUCCCCUUCUCUCUGAAAAUGGCCUGCCCCGAUGAAAUUUUUCUUUUGGAAAAAAAUGUGUGGAAAAAAAAAUCGGAAAAAAUCGGGCUCAGUAUACCAAUAAUUCAAAAUGUUUAAAUAUUAAAUGGCUGCUUGACUGUUGACAUGUGGCUUUCGUUUGAUUCGAGUCAUGGUUGUUAACGGAAGGAUCAAAAUGUCCUCAUGCAUUAACAGUUGAUUUAAAAUAAAAUGGAAUUAAAGGAUAGAAAUUGGUUUGUUUACCCCUAUAAGCAUUAACAGUUUAAUAAAAUAGAGCAGUUGUUAUUGAUACAAAAUGGACAGUGAAAUAAAAUUCAUCUAAUAUUUUCUAUAAUAGCAAAAAUACACGCGUUAUGAUGUUUUUCUUAGCGGGGGUAUCAAUUGUGAGCUUGCUCACAGUACCUCUAGUUUUUUUUAUACAUUAUAUAUAUUAAACUUAAUAAAAUGUGAUAUUAAUAUUUUAAUUCUAUUUCGAGACGGAUUAACAUUUGACAGUUGUAGUGCUUUGUUACUUUUAUUUUAACUUUUGGUAUCAUUACAUGAUGCUUGUAUUUACAAAUAUCUAUCAAAUGAAUGCUAUAAUUUUCUUUCUGAUAUAUAGUAUAUGUAAUCAUUUUGGAUAUUUUAUUUGAUGAAAUGAAAUAUAUCGGAAAGGACACUAUGUUGGCCCUAUCAAGUUAAGCUGUAUACAAAGCGUUCAUUCCUCAUUGCUCUGAUCAAAGGUCUUUGGUUUUGUUUCAUAGUUACUGUAUACUUUAUAUCCAGUUAUUUUUGCGUGUCCCUAAAAUUUGCAAAAAUCAAUGGGUAUAAUCUGUAAUUGGUUAAUAAUUGCAUGUGACUGAUAUUGAAUAUCUUGCAAUGCUUGUUAAAGUGAUUGCGAGAAACGCGAAAAAUUAUAUAAUCGCGAAAAUAAUACACGGUAAUGUGCAACGAUCAUGUGACUGUGUAUAUUAAACAUUUACAAUGUACAUACAGUUUGAUGACGUUACGAAUGCAUGUAUACUAUAGUAGUACUCGUUCUUUGUUAUAAUAACAUGUAUGUAACUAAAUGUAUCAUAUAUGUCUGAGUAAGCAUUGUAUGAUUAUUUGAUUUUUUGGUCGCUGUCAAACAAAGAAUUACUGCGUUUUGCAAUUGACUUGCAAUUGUGGGUGAUGUUAUUGGUUGUUAUUUUCUGCGCUGUCUUUUUGCUUGGUUGUGGUCGUAGAACGAUAUUUUUUGUAAGAAUAUCUGGAAAAGUUCAUUUAAUCAUAUUAUAACUUAUUAGGUUAGUUACUGACUCACUACGGAAAUAUAUUGGGUUGAUCAAUCUCAUAGAUGGCGAGGCGAAGCCGAGCCGUCUAUGAGAUUGAUCAACCCAAUAUAUUUCCGUAGUGAGUCAGUAACUAACCUAAUAAGUGUUUUGUUUUCCCGAGGACUAUCAAGCGACAUAUUUAUUCACAAAUACGUAAAGCUAUGUAUACUGGUAUACAAGAUGCCUAACAUCUCGUCCAAUUUAACUCAUUUAAACUCUUCAAAAUUUUCAAUCUCACCUUUCAAAUAUUCUUUAAAAAUCCUUGCUUCACCCAUGUUUACUUACAAUGUUUUGUUGCUAUUCAGUUUUAAAUGUUUUCUCCCUUUCCUCUGCAGAGAUUUGAGCAAAUUUCGGCGCUGCCAUUUUGUUCUGCUCCAGACAAAACAAUGUGACGUCAAUAUUCUAAGGGCAACUACUCUAAUUUUAAAGAAUUUCAAAGGGCAACUACUCCAAAUACUUUAAGAACUUACGGCAUGCGGUUUAUGUAUUAAAUACUAUGAAAUGUCGAAAUGAGUAAGCGAAGCGUCGACCAAUGACGGCCAUAUUGCCUAAUAUUAUUUCUCACAGAACAAAUAUAGAGAUAUAUGAGGCAAUCACGUGCUACGUUUAAACCAAUGAAAAUGUGACAUUUCAGUCCAAGGGAAAACAAAUAUGCAUAAACAUACAUAUUUAAAUGUACGCAUGCAAUUUGUUGUGAAGAUGUAUUUGCCUACAUUGCCAGUAGAAAACUUUUAUUUAAUAAUACCAGCUAGUCCUCAUGCAGAGAGUGCAGUUAAGAAAUGUCUUUAUUACUCAGAUUCGUAUAUCAAUAAAAAAAUAUAUACAGUUAUACAGUGAUAUACUAAUACAAGGUCAUUAAUCACACACCUACUUGUACAUGUAUCAUAUGCAAUAAAACUUGCAAUAAUCUGGUUUAGGCUUGUGCACAUCAGGGUUUACAGUGCAAUGUCAUGUGUCAUGGUGUGACAUUCAGUCUUUCGGACUAUUUUUAAUUAUUGUGUAAAUUAACUUUUUCGGACUUUGUGUUAAUUGUUACAAAAACUUUUCAUCUAUUUCGACAACUGUUUUAUAAACGUUAUAAAUUCUGCGCAGCAUUAAUCCCACCUGAGGCACAAUCAGUGAUGGAUAGCUAAUCUUUUAAUUGACUUCUGUUUAUGUUUAUUGACACUUCAUCUUUCAACUUCUAAAUCCAUUUAUGUAAAAUGCCAUGAUUUACUCGAUCAAGCUGUUUGAUAACUAAGCUUACAUCUGUACUUAUAAUGUUAAUCCUUCAUUGUGUUGUUCCAUUGUUCAUUAUAUAUCAUUCUGAAUUGUAAGUUAUAGUCAGUUGGAAUCAGACCUUCGGUGCUGAUGCAUACCAAACUCACGUAAAAGUAUAUUUCAUGUAUAUAUAAAAAAAAGUCUGAAAACUAAAUCGCGUGUUGGCUUGUUGGAGGUUUUAUGAGGCUGGGUCCAACAACAAGAGAAUAAGCUCAAGGUUUUCCCAGUAUUAGUUCUGUACGGGAGA